AUGAAUCUCUCCGCCGACAAUUUGCUCCAUGACGAGCUCCCGGCCAGCGAGAUCCAGACGCAGUCCAGCCUGCUGGUUGAGCGGUGGGCGGCACUCAGCCCCGUCGAACUGCGCGAGAACGACUAUGUCGAGCUCGUCCGCCACAUGGAGCUCUAUCGGGACCUGUACGGCUUUGUGACCCACCACCGUUCUCAGGCCGAUUCCCACACCAAAGACGCACUCGCCGAGAUCGAGUCCAAGCUCUUUCCCUUCAUCACUCUGUCUCGCACCUGGACCUCGACCGAGAAGCUCUUCGGCUCCUUCAAGCGCAACACCCGGGGCAUCGUCCUCACCACCGGAGCUGGGCACUUUGAGUUUGCCUAUCUGGCAAUCAGAUCGCUCCGCCGGUCCGUCAACACAACGCUCCCGAUCGAGGUCUUCUACACCGACUCGGGCACCGAGAAGGACGCCGUCUACCGUGCGAUGCUGGGCGAGUUUGAGGACCUCCAGAUCAUGAACCUCGACGACUACUUUGACCUCGACAAGGCCCAGAUCAGCGGCUUUGCCUUCAAGCCCUUCACGCUCCUCGCCACAUCCUUCAGCGAGGCCAUUUUGAUCGACGCCGACAUCUUGUUCUUCCAGGACCCGGCCCGGGCCUUUGACAUUGCCGACUACAAGGCCACCGGAACAUACUACUUCCGCGAUCGUACCAUCUUCAACCCAAACAACCCCACCGACCGCAAGCUCAAGGAGUUGUUCCCGAACCCAUCCCAGUACCUCAAGACCAACAGCCGCAUCUUGAACCGGCUCAGUGACCACGAAGUCGACUCGGGCAUUGUGAUCUUCAACAAGGGCCGUGCCUUUCACGAGCUGCUUCUCAUCUGCCUGCUCAACACCCGCAAGUACCGCGGUCCGCUCUGGGGGACAUUCUGGGGCGACAAGGAGCUCUUUUGGCUGGCCUUUGAGAUGCUGGGAACUCCGUAUCGCUUUGAAAAGUACGGAGGUGGCGUCGCUGGUUACGUCCGCGACGACGGUGCUAUCUGCGGCAACCUGUUUCAUCUGGAUGAUCGCAACCAACCCCUCUGGAUGAACGGAGGACCCGUCAACGACCGCCACGAUCCCGUCGGCAAGACCCGCACCCUCAAGAUCACCCACUGGGCGGCCGAUCUGGUCUCGAGCGAAACCAAGUUCCACUGGUCCGGCAGCGGCGAGCCCUUCUGUCUGUUUCAGAAGAAUGCCCGCAGCAUGCGGCUCUCGGGCGAGUUCCGGCGAGCCACCGAGAUCAACCUGCAUCUGUGGAAGCGGCAGCAAGACGACAAGCUGUUUGCCUAG
Molecule: messenger RNA, 1311 nt
Organism: Polychytrium aggregatum
Lineage: Eukaryota; Fungi; Chytridiomycota; Chytridiomycetes; Polychytriales
Product: mannosyltransferase putative-domain-containing protein
Exons: 2
Coding region: 1-1311 (436 amino acids)
Biological process (GO): protein O-linked glycosylation
Cellular component (GO): Golgi apparatus
Molecular function (GO): alpha-1,3-mannosyltransferase activity
Source: RefSeq, a predicted model, not a curated record